Cercocebus atys (sooty mangabey) is the source of this 3140-nucleotide messenger RNA. It is a transcript of the gene TFCP2L1, whose product is annotated as transcription factor CP2-like 1. The coding region runs from base 619 to 1872 and encodes 417 amino acids. Gene Ontology annotation, cellular component: nucleus. NCBI's taxonomy places the organism in Eukaryota, Metazoa, Chordata, Mammalia, Primates, Cercopithecidae. Gene Ontology annotation, biological process: regulation of transcription by RNA polymerase II. The record is from RefSeq and is a predicted model, not a curated record. Gene Ontology annotation, molecular function: RNA polymerase II cis-regulatory region sequence-specific DNA binding; DNA-binding transcription activator activity, RNA polymerase II-specific. The transcript has 16 exons.
GACGCCGGCGGGACCCGACGUGCGGAGUUGGGGGCCCUCCGGGGAGGCGGACGCGCAGAGCCCUAUGCCUGCGAGGGCUCCUCCCCGACGGCGGAGAGGGUGCAGGGCGCGCACCUGCCGGCCCGCCGCCUCCCCUGGCCCAUCCACCUCCCGCGGCCCUCCUCUCCCCGCGCGUAUCGGAGUAGAGGAAACUUCCUGCCAGCAACCUGGUGCCCGGCCCGGGGAAGUUCGUCCCCUGCUCUUUGCCCGUCUCCGCCGGGGCCCCUCUCCCAGCCUUGCGCCCUCUGCAGUGCCCUUGGUCGGACCAGUGAUGUGCUCGCUCUGCCCAUCUUCAAGCAGGAGGAGCCCCAGCUGUCCCCUGAGAACGAGGCCCGCCUGCCACCCCUGCAGUACGUGUUGUGUGCUGCCACGUCCCCAGCCGUGAAGCUGCAUGAAGAGACGCUGACCUACCUCAACCAAGGAUCUGCACUCGGAAAGAAACAGCUAGUCUCCACAUGUGAUAAAAUUUCAUGGAUCUAUACACAUACAAGCCUACAGAAAAAGAGAGAGGGAACAUGCAAAACCCAGAGAAAUCGAAGUAAGAUCUGCAGUUUUGAUAGUGUACCAUGGUUGCAUCAGAUGCUGCGAUGGGGGAUGCUGGCACAAGGUCAGUCUUACGAAAUCCGACUACUGGAGAAUCGGAAGCUGGGCGACUUUCAAGAUCUGAACACAAAAUAUGUCAAGAGCAUCAUCCGCGUGGUCUUCCAUGACCGCCGGCUGCAGUACACGGAGCACCAGCAGCUGGAGGGCUGGCGGUGGAGCCGGCCAGGAGACCGGAUCCUGGACAUCGAUAUUCCACUGUCUGUUGGUAUCUUGGACCCCAGGGCCAGCCCGACCCAGCUGAAUGCAGUGGAGUUUUUGUGGGAUCCUGCGAAGAGAGCUUCUGCAUUCAUCCAGGUACACUGCAUCAGCACAGAAUUCACCCCCAGGAAGCAUGGGGGCGAGAAGGGAGUGCCCUUUCGAGUCCAGAUUGACACGUUUAAGCAGAACGAGAAUGGGGAGUACACGGAGCACCUGCACUCAGCCAGCUGCCAGAUCAAGGUGUUCAAGCCGAAGGGAGCCGAUCGGAAACAGAAGACUGACCGGGAGAAGAUGGAGAAAAGAACUGCCCAAGAGAAGGAGAAAUACCAGCCGUCCUAUGAAACCACCAUCCUCACAGAGUGCUCUCCGUGGCCCGACGUGGCCUACCAGGUGAACAGCGCCCCGUCCCCAAGCUACAAUGGCUCUCCAAACAGCUUUGGCCUCGGCGAAGGCAACGCCUCUCCGACGCACCCGGUGGAGGCCCUGCCCGUGGGCAGUGAUCACCUGCUCCCAUCAGCCUCGAUCCAGGACGCCCAGCAGUGGCUGCACCGCAACAGGUUCUCGCAGUUCUGCCGGCUGUUUGCCAGCUUCUCGGGUGCUGACUUGCUGAAGAUGUCCCGAGAUGAUUUGGUCCAAAUCUGUGGUCCUGCAGAUGGAAUCCGGCUCUUCAACGCCAUCAAAGGCCGGAAUGUGAGGCCAAAGAUGACCAUUUAUGUCUGUCAGGAGCUGGAGCAGAAUCGAGUGCCGCUGCAGCAGAAGCGGGAGGGCAGUGGAGACAGCAACCUGUGUGUGUACCACGCCAUCUUCCUGGAAGAGCUGACCACCUUGGAGCUGAUUGAGAAGAUCGCCAACCUGUACAGCAUCUCCCCCCAGCACAUCCACCGAGUCUACCGGCAGGGCCCCACGGGCAUCCAUGUGGUGGUGAGCAAUGAGAUGGUGCAGAAUUUCCAAGAUGAAUCCUGUUUUGUCCUCAGCACAAUUAAAGCCGAGAGCAAUGAUGGCUACCACAUCAUCCUGAAAUGCGGACUCUGAGCAGCAGUGGGCCUUGUACCUGCCUCCAGCUCCCAGCCCUGUGGAUCCCCGUGGAUGUAGACAUUGCCUCACUGUAAGCUGUGGCCUCACCAGGCAAGCUGAGGCCAGGAGGGACCCUGCCCAGUCUGUGAAAGCUACAGAGCACCAACCAGCAGAAGCCUGUGGACACCAAGUACAGUGUACAGAAAGCCAGUGGCUCCUUUCUCCCUUCCUCUUGGCCUCCAGAUUUUGAGUGGUUCCUUGUUCUUUUCCGUUGGUCCAACCCUGACAUUCUAAAAGGGCAACCAGUGGAGACGUCUGCUCUGAAACCCCUCAUCCCUUAGUUGGAAGCUGAUUGGGUAUCUUGGUGCCACCUGUAUUGGUCCCUUCUGACCACUCUCCUGCCUCCAGAGAAAGCUCUGCUUCACCCUGGAAGCUGCUACCUUUACCUCCUCUUCUGGGAGUUGGCUGCAUGGCCAGCACUGCUGACUUGAUGGGAGCAGUUUGCCCUCAUUCUCCUGUUUCAGGUUUGCUUCCCUUCUCCGUGACCCUGGUCAACAUCCGCCUUUCCUGUUCUUGGCUGAAUGGAUGGGAGUGGGGCUAUUCUGUGCCUUCUACCUCUUUCUUCUCUACGUUGUUUCUAAGGAUUUGCUGCUGCAGAACCCAAAGAUGUGCUCCUGUCUCUGCACUGGUGCCUUGACAUGGUAGAUGCCACAGUGUAUGUGCACUGCCUUUCUCACAGACAUUAGUUCUGAGGCCCUUUGUGGGGCGGUUAGGGGGCUGGUAAUAGAAAAAGACUAUUUUAUUUCCUGGCAAUCAUGGGUAAGGAGGAUUAGGAAUGAGCAUCCCAUCGUGUCAUCGGAUGACCUUGACCACCACAAUACCAGGCCCUCUUGGAUGGACUUAUAGAAAGUUAGAGAAGACCUUGGUGAACCGCUGCUAAACUUGCCACAGGAACAUUGUAUUUUCUCUGGGUACCCCUCACUUAAACGUUUAUCUUUGUUUGUUUGUAGGGGCUCUGUUUAGGGUCUUUUGCCUGCAUCAGACUGGGUUCGUCGUCUUUCUUAAUGACCUAACUCUGGGGAAAUUUGAGUGUCAGUAACUGCGGUAGACUCAGAAAUUUGUCUUGGCCUUGCCUCUGGUUCCUGGGAUCCAGUGGUCUCCGCUGGCCCAGGGCUUCAGCUCUUUGUUAAUUGAGGUUCAUGGGAACCUUCUGACCACCUGAAUGGGAUGUCAUAGCUUCUAAAUGGAGCUUCUGUGGAAUGAAGUGCUAGACUGAAGGAUUACCA